AUGAUUCUAGAUUUAGGCUUCCGAGGGGGUAAAGUUCCCCAGCUCCCUGUAGAACUUUUCAGCAGUAAAUUAUCUUGGAAAUUGCACGAUUUGGCGAAAGCGAAGAAGUACUACGUAUGGCUUUUCGCACUGGCAAUUUUCCCAGUUGUCACACUAAGCAUUUUGAAAAAGACUGGUACAUGGUCUUCAUGGAUUACUAAAUUUGUUGUGCUCUUGAGUGCUGAGAUUGUUUUGGCAAGCUUGCCUUUUGCAUGCCAGUUCAAAAAAUUGAAUAGAAUCCCUAAGCUGCUGCGGCCACUGUUGAUAAAAGAAGUUGUCGAACUGGGGUUGGACUUCAGGCACGAAAACUGGAAUAUGAUUGCUAAACGUGCAAACGAAUUUUUGCUGCAGGAAGGAUUCUGGCAUUCUGAGCUUUGCAUAUACGAUGGUGAGGAAUGUUUACGUUAUUUUAGGGGUCAAGUUUAUCUCCCAUAUGUUAACGUUCCAUCUGAGAGUCGAGAGGAACAAUUAGCCGCUCGUAUCUAUGAAAAGAGCUAUGAAGAUUACUGGAAUUCGCAGAAAUUGGCCAAGAUUACAACGGCUGAAGAACCAUGCCAAAAUCUGCCCAAGGACACUUACCACUUCUCGUUUGUAUAUGAUUUGGUCUAUGGUGGCAAGAAAGCACUGAAGUACCUUCCUGUUGUUGUGCUAACGUAUCUCCUCUUGAACUUCAAGAUAAGCCCAAAAUUGAUAGUUACGGCGUCGGUAAUUGGGUUUCUGCAGUUGAUGUGUUUCUCCUAUCCUCUUACAAGACAAGGUAGGAAAACAGUACUUUCUAGACCAGUACAUGUAUUGACGCUAAUGAAAUUGAAACUACACUUGGAGCCCGGUGAAAGUGCUAGUGAGUGGGAUAAGGUUGCGAAGAAAAUGAACACCUAUCUAAAUGAGGAGGGUAUUUUGCGCGAUAGAACAGUAUUCUUCGACGGGAGGGAAUGCCACGAAAAGUUCAAAUCCUUGCUGGCCUCAAUACUUGCGGAUGGUGAUAUUAAAAGGAACAUGUAUCCAGAGCUCAUUCGCUUCGCAAUUGAAUGCAAAACCGCAUAA
Lachancea lanzarotensis is the source of this 1083-nucleotide messenger RNA. Its product is annotated as LALA0S06e00606g1_1. The transcript has a single exon. The coding region runs from base 1 to 1083 and encodes 360 amino acids. NCBI's taxonomy places the organism in Eukaryota, Fungi, Ascomycota, Saccharomycetes, Saccharomycetales, Saccharomycetaceae. The record is from RefSeq and is a predicted model, not a curated record.